Molecule: messenger RNA, 386 nt
Organism: Mercurialis annua (annual mercury)
Lineage: Eukaryota; Viridiplantae; Streptophyta; Magnoliopsida; Malpighiales; Euphorbiaceae
Exons: 2
Coding region: 12-260 (82 amino acids)
Source: RefSeq, a predicted model, not a curated record
CAUUCUUGUCAAUGGAGACUUUGUUUUCGCAUUGGGAUUAUUUGGUUUUGUUAAUUUUGCGACCGAUUCUUGCCGUGUCUUUCGUGUUUCUGCUCAUAUUGAUAGGGUGGUUAUUGGCAUGGAAGCUGGUGUUGGUUCAUGUGCCUUUAGUGCAAGAGAUAUUUGGGUUGCGUAAAAAACCGGCUAAAAUUAAACCGACGACUCGUAGAUUGUCCAAAUAUUAUAACUCUAUAAAUUCUAGAAAUUCUGAUUCUGGGUAAUCACUGUUGUUUCUGUUAUUGGUAUUGUAUAUUCUUUACUGUCCUGUUUUGGGAUUUUUAUGUUCAGUUAUUGCUUUUCAUAGUAUUGUUACUGUUAAUAAAUUUUAAUAUAUGUGAUUAUGUUAA